This is a messenger RNA of Equus quagga, 660 nucleotides long. It is a transcript of the gene C4H2orf66, whose product is annotated as chromosome 4 C2orf66 homolog. The record is from RefSeq and is a predicted model, not a curated record. The transcript has 4 exons. Lineage: Eukaryota; Metazoa; Chordata; Mammalia; Perissodactyla; Equidae.
AUGCCCAAAGCAUGCCUGCUGCUGUGUGUUGCCCUGGUGCCGCUUGGGCUUGUGCAUGGAGCGAUGCUGAGAAAUGAAGAGAAAUGGAAGUCACUCAACAACCCCAGAAACUGAGAUCUUUUUUUCAGAACCCUUCAGGCAUAUUUUAACGGAAGAGGUCUUGAUCUUGUGAGGUUUCCAAAUUCUUUCUCCGUGAAUGAGAAUCCCAGACCACUCUCUUUCCGGUCAGAAUUUAUUGCUUCUGCAUUUGCAGAUUAUGAAGAGCAGAAAAACUCCUUUCCCGAUUACCUCAAGGCUGAAGUUUCUCCUCAGCGCAGGCGUCUGGCUAUUUUCAAACUACCGAUGAAGCAUCUCAUUAGAAAAAUUCAACCAUGGCCAUGGCUAAUCUUUUGCAUGGCCUCUUGUCCACUGUCCCAGAUCUGGGGUGGUCAAGAACCGUUAAGGAUACGAGGUUUUACCCUACUUGCAAGUGACACGCCAGCCCACUACAGCUUCACAGAUGCUGGCAGACACCUGAGACUCCUGGGUCUGAGGCAGCGGACUUAUCACUCAUGGCACAGCAGGCAGCAUGAGUUUUACAUUCUCAAUGGUUCUCCUUAUCCCCCAAGUAUCAUGGGGGCCACGUGGAGGUGGGCCCAGGUGUAUGCAGCGCACAAGUAG